Polyodon spathula (Mississippi paddlefish) is the source of this 836-nucleotide messenger RNA. Its product is annotated as 60S ribosomal protein L8. Bases 34 to 807 code for a protein of 257 amino acids. Gene Ontology annotation, biological process: cytoplasmic translation. Gene Ontology annotation, molecular function: structural constituent of ribosome; RNA binding. The transcript has 5 exons. The record is from RefSeq and is a predicted model, not a curated record. Lineage: Eukaryota; Metazoa; Chordata; Actinopteri; Acipenseriformes; Polyodontidae. Gene Ontology annotation, cellular component: cytosolic large ribosomal subunit; ribosome.
GUAAUAAACUGAAUUUUCUCUUAACAGUACACAAUGGGACGAGUUAUCAGGGGACAGAGAAAAGGUGCGGGCUCCGUCUUCAAAGCCCAUGUGAAGCACAGGAAAGGCGCUGCUAAACUCAGAGCUGUCGACUUUGCUGAGCGCAAUGGCUACAUCAAGGGGAUUGUAAAGGAUAUCAUUCACGAUCCAGGCCGUGGUGCUCCCCUGGCCAAGGUGGCUUUCCGUGAUCCCUACAGGUUCAAGAAGAGGACCGAGCUCUUCAUUGCUGCUGAGGGCAUUCACACUGGACAGUUUAUCUACUGUGGCAAGAAGGCUCAGCUGAAUAUUGGCAAUGUUCUUCCAGUUGGCACCAUGCCUGAAGGUACAAUUAUUUGCUGCCUGGAAGAGAAGCCCGGUGACCGUGGCAAGCUGGCCCGUGCCUCUGGGAACUACGCCACUGUCAUCUCUCACAACCCUGAAACUAAGAAAUCCCGUGUGAAGCUGCCAUCCGGGUCCAAGAAAGUAAUCUCCUCUGCCAACAGAGCUGUUGUUGGUGUUGUUGCUGGUGGUGGUCGUAUUGACAAACCAAUCCUGAAGGCGGGUCGAGCCUACCACAAAUAUAAGGCCAAGAGAAACUGCUGGCCACGUGUCCGUGGUGUGGCUAUGAAUCCUGUUGAACAUCCCUUCGGUGGUGGUAACCAUCAGCACAUUGGUAAACCCUCAACCAUCAGGAGGGACGCACCAGCUGGUCGUAAAGUCGGUCUCAUUGCUGCACGUCGUACUGGUAGACUACGUGGAACAAAGACCGUCUCAGACAAGGAAAACUGAGCUCCAGUACUUUCACAUAAUAAAAAUGU